AUGGCUCACAAUCCAUCUGAUUCUGAUAAUGAAAUUACAACAACAAAGCGAAAGCUCUUUGAACAUGAUAUACAUCAAGUUCUUGGAGGAAGAGAAGUGGCAGAUGUUUUGUUAUGGAGGAACAAGAAAAUAUCAGCUGCAAUUUUGAUUGGAAUGACAGUGAUAUGGUUUCUAUUUGAGGUUGUUGAGUACAAUUUGGUGCCUCUGCUUUGUCACAUUUCCAUCACAAUUAUGCUUGUUCUGUUCAUAUGGUCAACUAUGGCACAAAUCUUCAAAUGGAAUGCACCCAAUAUCCCAGAUAUUAUUUUACAGGAUUACUUGUUUGAGGAUCUUGCUACAAUCUUCCACAGAGGAUUCAAACAGUUAUUACCAAUGCUUCAUUAUAUUUCAAGUGGAAUUGACCUACCAAGAUUUCUCCUGAUCAUUGUUAGUCUCUACAUGUUGUCAGUGAUUGGAACCUACCUCAGCUUCGUAAAUCUGUUAUACAUUGGUUUUCUCUGCAUGCUAACACUGCCAAUUAUGUAUGAACGUUAUGAGGAAGAAAUCAACAACCUAGUUGGCAAUGUCUUAGUGGACCUUAGGAAAAAGUACAAACAGUUUGAGAAGAGAUAUCUCAGCAAAAUUCCAAGAGGAUCAGUAAAAGAAAAGAAAAGGAUAUAAAUUGUUUUGAAGUUAAUUGCAAUUUGCAAUGAAUUAAAGAUUUACAUGGUGAUAUGUAGCACCAAGAUCAAAGCCAAAAAUGUAUGUAUGUAUUGAUGUUAGUUUUUAUUUUAUGUCUAAAUGUACCACUUGGAUCGGAUUAUGUGUGAUGUGACUCUGUGUGGAGGUAAUUUCCUUAGUUAAUUUG
Arachis stenosperma is the source of this 847-nucleotide messenger RNA. RefSeq names its product reticulon-like protein B9. The transcript is spliced from 5 exons. Bases 1 to 660 code for a protein of 219 amino acids. The record is from RefSeq and is a predicted model, not a curated record. NCBI's taxonomy places the organism in Eukaryota, Viridiplantae, Streptophyta, Magnoliopsida, Fabales, Fabaceae.